Molecule: messenger RNA, 990 nt
Organism: Juglans microcarpa x Juglans regia
Lineage: Eukaryota; Viridiplantae; Streptophyta; Magnoliopsida; Fagales; Juglandaceae
Product: retrovirus-related Pol polyprotein from transposon RE1
Exons: 3
Coding region: 1-990 (329 amino acids)
Source: RefSeq, a predicted model, not a curated record
AUGAGCAGGGACUCAGCAGACAUUGACGAGGAUCAUCAAUACACAAGCUUGAAGGACAUCAUACUGAGUUCACCACCAAAGAAUUCCAUGAUAAAUCAAGAGGGGAAUGACUUCGACUCUUCGAACAUCGCCAUCAAGAACCAGCUGGUGAAGCAUGCAGCCUCAGCAUAUCUGCAGUCGGCAGUUGUAUUGGCGAGCAUCAGCCUGAAUAUGAUUUUGAUCAACGAGAAACUCACUCCCGUUACUUUUCCCCAAUGGCGGGCUCAAUUUGAAGCUUUGCUCAUCAGAUAUGAUCUUCUAAACUUUUUCACCGACACUUUUCCAUGUCCUGUUCCUGACAGCUCCAAUUCUGAAUCCUCAAAUGCUGCCUGUGCUCACUGGGUCUGUCAGGACAAGCUCCUUCUUGAUGCUAUUCUUGCCUACACAUCCACCUCUGUUACACCUCUCAUAGCUUCAUCCAAGACAUCCCAUGAGGCCUGGAGCACACUUACCCAUCUCUAUGCGGGUAAAUCUCGAACCCGUGCAAUGCAAUUAAAAGAGGAGCUUACACUAUCUCAGCGAGGUGAUCGCACUGUCAUUGAAGUUUUACACCACAUGAAGCUUCUCGUUGAUGAGUUGGCACUCAUUGAUCAUCCUAUCUCAAAUGAUGAUCAUACUCUCUAUGUGCUAAAUGGUCUGGGACCAACAUACCGAGAAAUCGUUGUGCCAAUACGAACUCGUGAAACUUCACUCACUUUUGAAGAGCUUCACGACUUGCUAGUUGAACAUGAGAGUUACUUUCAUAGUCUCAACACCACAGCACAGUCAAUGGUUGUCUCUGCUCACUACACUCAGAAGCAGGGCGGUUAUUUUUCUGUUAAUGAUGGAUCUGGCCAUAGACGCUUGCCUUCAAACAAAGGCCAUGAGUCCUCCAAACGGGGGACCAACGAUUCCUCCAAGUCAUAUACGGGCUAUCGCAAGUAUAAGCCUAAAUGCCAAUUAUGUGAUUAG